Messenger RNA from Aspergillus udagawae, 414 nucleotides. RefSeq lists its product as uncharacterized. The transcript has a single exon. The record is from RefSeq and is a predicted model, not a curated record. NCBI's taxonomy places the organism in Eukaryota, Fungi, Ascomycota, Eurotiomycetes, Eurotiales, Aspergillaceae. The coding region runs from base 1 to 414 and encodes 137 amino acids.
AUGGUUGCCAAGGCACUGCAUGACCUGAUUCGCUUUGUGGACGUGCAACAAAUGGAGAAUACUAUGCGGUGGCUUGCUGUCCAAUCAGACCAGCAUUGCACCCGGAUUGGCUUCACAUUCGCAGAUGGCAACUUCACCGUCAGCCAGUGGUCUGGGUUCAAGAUGUACGUGGGCGUCCAUUUUGACAUCGACGGAGAGGGCAAUCCUGUGCAUCCGGUAAUUGCGUCGCCGCCGCUCACUGAUAUAUCCCGCGUGGAUGCUUUGGCGAUAAUAUUGUCGACUGAUGAAGACCUGAAAUCAGAAGCACAAAUUAACGGUGGUAAAACAAGGGCUGUCGAUGUCAACCUUACACUUACCACACCACUGUGGUCGAUUCUUGGCAAGGAUGAACGAUUUCGGCAGAACUACCUUUAG